AGCUUUUUCUCACGUGUGUGAUGCGUUCAGAGUUCCCACGUUUUGCUACAAUCUUUCGCUGAAUGUCAACACGGAGGAAAGUCACGGAAAACUUUAAGGUUUGGUGUAAUCAUUUGUCUCUUUAGCAAUCUUUUUAACAUUCUAAUAAAUGCAGAAAAGAAUUCAGUAGAGUAGAAAAUCGGGUGCGUCAUUGCAAAAGCUGAUUGUUGAUGAUAUGGCUGUUUUGACGUUUGAAGAAAUCCGAAAUUCACCACCUUUUCUGAUCGUUUUUCUUUCACGUUUCGUUUUUUUACAGUUCUUUCAUUUUUCGGGAGUUGGAAAAGAGUCUACCUAUUUGAAAAGAAAUUUGAACGAGCAUUCCUUGCUAAAAAUACCGCAAAGGCCACUUGGAGCGUCUCUCCAUUCUUCACUUCGCGCGAGUUAACAGGAUCAUUUUUUACGUGUUUCCAAAGUUAUUGGGGGUUGAAAUUACUGACAAGCGAUGUUUCUGUGUUGCUGUUUAAUUAAACGUUUAGGAUUUUCGCGAUCGGAGGAGGAAAUAAGAUAAACUUUGGCGUAUAAAAACCUUGCAACGGUUUCAACGAACUGGUAAUUCCACUGAUGAAGGGCCAGGCCCGAAACGUUUGGAAAGGAUAACUUCAACCUAAACACGGCACUUUUGUUCGUCAUUUGUUUAUUAUUUUUGAUGAACAUUUUUUUUACUUCUAUUUUCUAAAGUGCUACGCAGCUUCACGGAAAUUCUUUCGUCAUUUGUUGAUCAUAAACUUACGCUUUACUUUUUAGACUAAGCUUAUUUACUGAAUCUCGGAUACGAUGUGGGAUUUGUUGGUCUGUUUUCUGAAACUUCUUUUUUUUAAUGCUGUUUUUAUCGGUUGUUGUUACAGAAUGGACGAUGAGUUUAAAGAAGAAGCUGUUUUAAAAGAAGAGGAGACCAUGGAAUAUAAAGACAGAGAAGAUCUUGUCAAAUCGCAGAAAAGUGUCAAAAAGGAUGAGCACAGCACAAGUGAAAGUUUUGUUUGCGUCCAGCAACAGACCCAGCAAGUUGAAGAUCAGUCUUAUCCAGCUGCGCCAGACUUUCAAAAUACAUUAGAUGCAAAGCUAGCAAGUAUCUUUCCCACCCAGUUUGCUGGAUAUUUUCAGAACAUGGGUCAUCCAUUGAAAUCUGCUGCUCAUUGUGCUCAAGGUGCCAUGCAGUCAGUGGUAGAUCAUUCUAAAGGACUAUUGCAAAGUAGGGAGGUCAAUGGUGGAUACAGAAAACUAUCCACUGCUCAGCCUUUUAGCUCACAGGUAAAAAAAAAUAUGGAGUUCUUUGAGGGUGAAGCUUUAAUUUUUAACAAAAUCUCCAAGGAUGAACAAGGAAAAAAUCACCCUUUCACGAAAUUCUUCAGGGGUAAACCCAUAUUUUUUAGAGGCAGACCCAUAUUUUAUGGAUGUCUUCAGGGGUGAAUGCAAUUUUGUGGAAUUUUUCAAGGUAGAGGCGGUAAAAGGCCUCAACCGAGGUGGUAUGGAUGUUAUCAAGUGCAACAGCCCAAUAAAUAUUGUUUCCUGUUGUAGCCCCUAUAAACAACAGUCUGGCAUGGCCAAUGACAAUUCUAUAACCAAUAACAUAAUAAAUUUCCCUCUCUUUCCUGUGUUAUUUUACAAACAGCAAUGGUAGAGAGAAGUUAUGGUCAUAUUCAGGUUACCUUUCUAUAUGAUUUGCAUGCUGGUUGAUAUUUUUGACCUUGGCAGGGUACUGCCAUACAUGGGCUAUAUAAGGUAUGUGCCGCUUUGAAGGGUAUGGUGUUCAAGCAGUUUACUCUAGGAUAGGGUAUAUAAAUCAGAGCAUUUGGGUCUAGAAUAGGGUAUCAUUUUUUAGGAAACUGAUCAGUUGGUUGAAAAUUUUAUCUAGACUAGGGAUUGUGGUAUAAGGUUUUGUUUUGGCUAGACUGUGCUAGUGACCGCAGUAGUUACCGGAAAACAGCCACUCUAGGAUAGGGGGGAUUUGGGGAGUUUACUCUAGUAUAGGGUAGCAAAAUUCAGCUGAACUAGCUCUGGUAUAGGCUAAAGGUUCCAGGGUUCCAGGGUCCCAGCGGCACAUCCCCACCCAGAACUUCCUAAAGUACCCCCCCUCCGGGGUUUUUGAUGUUUGGCAAUUGUAUGCCUUAAAGUACUGGGGCGAUCAAAGUCAUGGGUAUUAAGGCCCAGACAUGGUGCAAGUAUUUCUCAAAGUGGUUAAGUUGUAUUAUUAGCGUGCCUCACCCCUGAUGUUACCAUGUACAAUAUUGCAGCAGUUUGUUCUCCUUGUACCUUUGCAACAUUGAAUGUAAUACAUAUAUCAUUCGGGAAGGGGGGGGGGGACUCUGCAUAUGAAAGGGGUGGGGAUGCUUAUGGGAAAUUUUGAAUUAAACCCCUAGAGGAGACCGAUCUGGGCAUGGCCCAAGCUUUUUUUGACCCCUAAAAGAGACCAUGUUAAAACACAGACAAUGUAAUAUUUCUAUAUUUUUUCACGUGCAACCCUACACAAGAUCUUCACGGCUAAAUAUGAUGGCGUUUUGCCCAGAACACCCUAAGUGAGACUAAAAUCCAAAAUUUACACCCCUGAGCGAGACGACGAGCAUCCCCACCCCUUUCAUAUGCGGAGUCCACCCCCUGGGAUAUCAUUAUCAUUUUUUUAUUGCAUACCUGCCAUCUGUAACAUUAAACACAAUAGCAUUACAACCUUUAGCCUUCAGCCAAUCACAUUUCACAUGUAGUAAAUUAUUAAUUUUUAAUUAACCUUGUUUGCUUGGUACCUGUUCAUUGGGAAAUGUUGAACCUUAGUAGGUUGUAACACGUGACUCCAUCAGGUGCAACAUGUUGUGCAGAAUUCAAGCAUUAAUUGUUAACCCUGCACCAUAUAUCCUUGCUGAUUUUUUGUGUUUGGUCAUAAAAUAACUUUGAAGCAUACUGCUUUGUGUUGCAGUCAAUAAACAGAGGCCAGAUGCAGAUGUGUUUGUCAACUGCGGUAGCAUCAUACAAUAUUGGCGAUCAAAUUGCCAAUCCUUGGCAUCUUCCUUAUAUCAAUGAAAAUGUUAGAGUGACUAUGCCCUUUACCUCUACACAAACACGGAGUGAGAACCAAUUUUUGUCAGUUACAGCAAGAGACUCUGGCCAUAAUAUCCCCACUUCACUGUCUACAAGUACAUCAUCAGUGAAUAGUCACCUGAGACUUCCUGAACAUUAUCACACAGCAUCCUACACUACAACAGUACCAGAACUGCAACCAAGAAACAUGUCCAGCGCAACUCUUCUUCCUAGACGUGCAACACAACCUCUAGCAAGGGCUCCUGUGAUCACAGAUACCUCACUGGGAGUACUUGAGACAUUUUCACAGGAAGCCCAACCCAGGAGCACCCAUAAUACCAGUGUUCAAUUUAAACAUUCCUAUUGCAGGGAAUGGAUUGGACAAUCCAGAAGUAAUGUGGUUACUCAUUUUGAUCAAGAGGUUCCAGUUGUGAAGGAAAGUGACUCUGGACAUGCUGAUAGCCAAACAGAAGUUACCGCCAUCCCAGAUUUUCAAACUGGAAGAGUUGAUGCCAAGAAGUUUCCUCCUCGUUAUUAUGAAUUGAGCUCCCUUGAGAUAGGAACAUGGAAGGUUAGUUGCUUAAUUUCUCAUCAAAAUAGUCUGAUUACUCUGAGUAUUCGAGUAUUUUCACACAAGGAAAGCUGACAUUCAUACACAGUUGAAUAUUGUUUAAAUUCUUCCAAAAUGUGUACUUCUCAUCUAAACGAGGAAACGUGUAUUGACUUUUUGAAAUCACAAAUGCUUUAAUAAAUUGAAUGCAUGAAGCCAUACUAAGGCCUCAGAAAAGAGCCAAAAAAUUUUGCACCACCACCAAAGGUUUCCCCCCCGAAAUGAUAUCUGAGGAAUGACUGGAGAAAUUCCGUUACUGAUGACGUGUCUCUGUCCUGAUCUGGGUAGUGCUUCUGAUCGGUUGUGCCACAAGGGAAAUUUGCUCCAACCGAUCAGAAACACUACCCAGGCCUGGGUAGUGACACGCCGUCAGUAUUGAAUUUCUACACUCAUUUUUCAGGUGGCAUUUCGAGGGGAAACAAGUGGUGGCGCCGCGAAAGGUCAGCUUUUUUUAGUGUUUUCUCAGGCUACCAAUAUACUAUUAAAUAACCAUAAUGAGGGUUGAAGCUCCUUAAAAGGUUCUGAAACAGACAACUGUGUUAAUUUUACAUUGGAAGAAAAGUGGGUUGACAACAAGGAUAGCUGAUGUUUGUUGUACCUCCAGUGAUUUUAAAGAAGUCAUUAAUGUAGCAGAGCUUAAAAUUAGCAGAAACAAGAACUACAGCUAGCAAUGGAGAAAAAUUAUCAUUCUUUCUCCCUGACCUACAGCUGUAUAUAGAAAUAUAAGGGCCAUGUUUUUAUGUGCCUAGAGGCCCCCUGGUGCCUUAACUUUGCUCUUGGGCAACUAGGAAACCUCAGCUUUUGGAUAGAAAUUGUGUGCUGGGCACCCUGGAUUUCACUGCUUCAGAGCUUCGGGCUCUGUAGAAUAAUUAUUUGUCUCAGAGCACAGCCUUGUUUUAUGUAUUAAACCAGGAGGGUCAAAAGACUGUCUGUGAGCUAUAUGCCCAGUUUAAUUUUGGUCCUGUUCGGGGUUUUAAUCAAAUAGUAUUUUUCUGCUGAGUAUCUCCUUCAGAAUAAUUCCCUUGAUCUAUUACUUUUUAGUAUCAGCGCAGGAGUCAAGCUGUGUCAAGGCUCAAAGUCAUAUUCAGUCAGAGGUAGGAUUAUUAGCCCAUAGUGCCUGUCCUUCAAGCUAAGCCCUGUGUAAAGAUGUAGUGCUAUCAUAUUAGUGCCAUCCAAAGGAGAGAACAUGCUCACAUUAGACUGUCAGUCUAGCAAACUGCCUACAUGUUCUCAUGAAGGCAUUAUAGUCUGGUACUCCUGAUCUGUCGGGGUAAAAUUCCGACAAGCAACAUGGCCCUGAAACAUCAACAUAAGACAACUACAAUGGCAACAAAUGACACAAUGGGUAAACCCUUUAAACCUUAACAUCAAAAUUCAAAUUCUCAUUUGUUGUCCCUGUACCUAUACAUUUUCAGUAGAAGUAGUGGGGAGAAUUUGUUGAAGUAUCAGUUAGAUUCAUCUAGUGUGAUCAUGUCCUCAAUUCUCAUGACCACUGUGUUUUGUAAAGCAGUGAUAUUAGAAGCAGUUAGGAGAAAUUUGACGCUGAUCACUCUUAGGGCUUUAAUUGAAAUGUGACAGAAAUGAAGAAAUGCAUAAAAUAGUAAAAUAACCAGAGGGACAUGGCUUCCUCUUCAGUAUGCAAAAAAAAGUGUUUUGAAAUUCAGACAAGGGAUAUACAGACCCCCCCCACAUCCCCACACCACACACCUGACUCCCCCUAUGAGGGCACGCACUCCAGUUUUCCUCAAAGAAUGUUGGUUUUCCUCAAAACCAACUUCAAAUUCAAUCUGGAAAGUGUGUAGUUGGGGACACGGAGGGACUCAGGUUUAUCAGUUUUGGAGCUUUCAGGGGACGUGUCAGUUAGCACUCACUAGUUUGGUUUUUGGUUCUUUCACCUCACAAAUUAUAGCUAAGGAGAUUCCAUAAGAGAGGAGGUAAAAUAACAAAUAUGUGCCUUCAAUCAUAUUAGUGGUCAAUGUUUAGUUACCAUGAUUGAGAAGUGUAGAUUUGUCUCAAGCGUAAAUAAAUCCUUUAAAUAAGAUAAUAUUAAGAUUACACUGUGUUAUUGUGCUGUUGUAGGAAAUUUGUGUACGAGUUUCCAUUACAUAGCAGUGAUGUCACUGCACAGGAAAACCAACCAAACUCAGAGAACAGCAAAUACAUGGCCUGUAUAGAAGUCCCUUUCAUGACAGUAGUUGGUAUAAACAUAACAAGAAUACUUCCAACUGAAGUCGUCAUAGAAGUCAACACUGUCCCUACCAUGUGGCUGGGAAAACAGAUAAUGCAGCACAGACCACGUGGAGUCGUUACCAAGCACCAGUACAAUACGUUAAACUCAGUGGAUUUGACGAAUGGCCAGUUGACGAAUGUUCCAUAUCACAAGGUACGUUGAUGUCAAAGGAAAUACUGUAUUUCCAUGAAGAAGUGCCAAUGCUCUUUUAAGUGCCCUCCCCCGAAUAAGUGCCCACCCCCUUGGCCAAAAAACCAAACAAGAGCACCUCUCAAAUAAGUGCCUCUUCCCCUCCCCCUUGACUUUCUUUAAUAGAAGAGAUACAAGGAAAACUUGUUUCUAUCGCCACUUAAUUGAUACAGUAACUCUGUGAAACUGUUUAAAUGGGAGUGUAUAGAGGUACACUUGAUUGUCUUUAUUGCCAAGAGCAGAAGUUAAUAAAUGCUUCCCUGGAUUAAGCGCCCUCCUUUCAAUGGGACAUUCCACUUUUUAUCCCCACCCCCCAAUGGAAGGCAUAAUUUAGUAAUAUCCAGAAGGACCCUGUCAGAAUCUGAUAUUUUUUACUACAAUACAAGGUUUCGGAAUUAGGAUUUUACCCACAAGGGCCUGCUAAAAUCUUGGAUUGUUCAGAUUACUACAAGACCCAUGGGAAUUGGGAGAGCUGGGACCUGUAGGUUUCACAAUUUGUGUGAUAAGGACCAGUCGGAAUCCUGCCCUCCAUACUGUGUGACGAGAUAAGGGACCUGUAGGAAUCACAUUUUAAGAAAUAAGGGCCUGUCGGAGUCAUGCCUUCCAUAGAAUGUCCUAAUAAGGGCCCAUCCUUUAAGUGGAAAUUUUGAAUUAGCACCUGGUCAUUAUUAUGUCAAAGUUUUUAAGCUAAAGUGGACCCAACCAACAUCUAGAGAAAUAGAGGUGUAAAAUUUUUAUUAAAUUAUUGUUCCAAGAAGAUCACCUGCUGUCUCUUGUGGUCUUGUAUCACCACUGAUAUAGUUAGAUUUAACGGGAAAUCUUGUUGCAUUCUAUGGAAAUUAGGCUUCAUUCAAACCUGAACAGUCUAUAGUGUUUGUUUUAUCAUUAUAAACUUAUAUUGAGUUUGAAAAAAAUAUGGAAACUGUAUAUUGUGUAAAAUGUACCAGCCUUCUUAAAAAGUACAGUUGAACCUCGGCUAGCGGCCACCUCUCUACAACGAGCACUUUUUUUGGCACCAGUGGACAAAAAAUCAUUACAUUGACUCUUGUUUGAAACCUCACUACAACGACCUCCUCCUUACAACUUCCACUUUCUUCUGUUCCCAAGUUGGCCGUUGUAGAGAGGUUCAACUGUAUUCAAACUGGUAACUGGUUCUUGUUGUUUGGAAUUUCAGUUAACAGUGUCAUCAGCAACUGUUGCAACUCAUCUCAUGAAAUUUGACCCCAAGUUUUCUGCUCUUUUGAGAAUCCCUGUUGUGAUCAACACCAAUAAGCCACCUCCAAAACCAAUCAAGGAAAUUCAGAGUUUCAGUUCUACAAAGCGAAAAAGGACACACAGAGGUCAGUAGAGAUACGCGGACAUACAAUACAUCAACAUUGCAGCUAUUGAAUACCUGCCUACUUUUUCUGAAUCAAAUGCUUGAGAUUUUCACCGUGUCAUGACUGGGGUUUCCAAAAAUGUCUCAGUGACUUCUGAAGAUUUCUGAUGACUUUCCGAAGACUUCGGAACGUUGCCAAAAAUGUCUGAAGAUGUUCUGACGACAUUUGAGCACUUCCAAAGCUUAAUUUAAAAGGUGACAAUUUUAGCGUGUUUUGAUUUGUUAGGACACAAAGUCGACCAUCAUUCAACGCCUUUUUGGAUUUUUUUGAAGAAAAUUGAAUUUAAUUUUCAUUAUUUAUCAUGUGUUAAAGAACAAUGUGUCCAAAUUUGUGAGUCAGGCAUUAGAAAUUGUCCCUGAUGCGUGAGAUUGGUGUCUUUAGUCCUCAGGCAUGAAACUCAUGCAUAAUGCUUGAGAGUUGGCAGUUAUCCAUAAGGCUUGAUUUGCUUAAGUCCGAGAAUAAUGAUUCAAAGUGAGGGCUUUCUCAUGAUCAUCUGAAAAGUAAAAGGGUUUAUCUGUCACCUGAGAGUGCCAAAUGUUUUAAAAAAAUUAUGCAAAAUGAAAAUCGCUUGUAUCAACUUAACCACAUAGCAAUAACUGAACAGUGAUUGAGCUUAGUUACUGGCAAAUUUCACUACCUGAAAGAGAACUUUUCCCGGGCUCAAAUUGGGCUAGAAAACAGAGAAGGUACUAUUAACAAAAAAGCUGGCUUAAAUAAUAAAAAAACUAAACCUGCAUUCUCCCUACCACCCAUUAGCAGAUCAAAAUUAAUAAAUUUGCCUGGAGAUGUAACUCUUAAAAACUUCUGCGUGCAUCAUAAUUUUUGAUGUUUGCAUGCUGUGCAUGAAUUAAUGAUAUUAUUCCCAUUCAAUAAUAAAAAUUCUAAAAAUGAAUACCCUCUCUUAGCCUGAGAAAGCAGCCAACAUUUGGCAAUGUCACCACUGGUUUCCCCGCAAAAUGACGUCUGAGAAACGAGUGCAGAAAUUCCAUACUGAUGACGCGUCACUAGCCAGAUCUGGGUAGUGCUUCUGAUUGGUCGUGUCACAUGGGAAAUUUAUUUCAACCAAUCAGAAGCACUACCUAGAUCUGGGUGGUGACUCGUCAUCAGUAUGGAAUUUCUGCACUUGUUUCUCAGACAUCAUUUGGCGGGGAAACCAGGGGUAGCAUCGCCAAAUGUCAGCUGUUUUCUCAGGCUACCUCUCUCUAUAACAAUUUAGAUUCAGGGUCAAGUCCUGAUUACUUACAGUCAUCAACUAGUCCACUGCUGUUGAGUCACUGCUCCUGUUCUGCUGGUUGCUCGACUAAACGCUGUUCCUGUGUUAGGGAAAACAUCAAGUGUCAGGACUGUAGAUGUGGUGCCCCAUGUAAAAACCCCCUGAAUAUCAUGGCAGAGUUUGGAGUGGACUUGGACAAAGCAACAAGUGACAUCUGUCUCAUGCAGAAAUUACCCAAGGUGUGUUCAAUGUCCAGACCCCCCUAUCAGACCGGUGAUACUACUUGUUUGAUACUGAAAUUCUUGCAUCGCUAGGAUCACAUUUAUCAAGAUUCAACUGGUUGAUGUUUUUGUUGGAACAAUUUGCACUACAUUUUUUUGGUACAAUUAAAUUUCAGGCAUAAUUCAAGAACACAAUUUUGGGAGGGUGCCCUUUAGUGUCCUGUGUGUUUCUGAGCUCGCAAAACAGUAAUGUCUGAUCUUGGGUUCAAAGAAGCUAAGAAACUUAUAAAAACCGAUUAAAGCAUGUUACUGCAAGGAGGGUGGAGCUGGUGGUACCACAGUAUUGGGGAUGAAGUAAUUUGCCACAAACAACGUUUCAAUAGUGUUUUCUGAAUCAAAGAUUGGACCCCCCCCCCCCUAAUAAAACAAAUUUAUGGGUCUGCCUCUGAGGUGCAUCUGACUGAUCGUAUUCUAGAAAAAGAAUUAUUUUAUACAAAAGUUUUGUUGCAAAUCUCUUAGACUGUGAUUUUUGGACCACUUUAAUGCUACAUACAUGUGAUAUGGAAUGUUUUAUUUCAACCAGAUUUCUAGUUAUUGCAAUGCAUAAAUGCCACAGUAUAAGUGAUUUUUAAUCCACUAUAUAUCUCAUCAAGCAGCUGAAUUCUUUUUAGGUUUUUGAUUUGCGUGCACAUUUGCGUGAAAGAUCAGUACAAACCCCGUGCUGUGACAGUCCCAUUCCACUAAAGACCUGCUGUGGUGUUGUAGUCGAGUGUCCAGAGUGUGAGACUGAGUAUCGUUACUCCUGGUGUACAGGCAGUUUUUGUGAUGAAGAGAAUCGGCCUCGAAACCACUGUGAAGUCUGCCAAUCAUGCAGAGACUAUAGGGACCAGCAUUGCUCUGUAAGUGAUUUGAUUUGUUUUGUUUGAAUGACCAAAAGGACAGAUUUCCCUUCCUUUGAAUAUACUUCUCCUAGACAGUGAAAUCCCUAUUCAUAAUAUACCCAAAGCCUAAAACCAUCAUGGAGCACAGACUAUAAUAAGGGGAGUGGCAAAACAAUCUUUUACCCCCCCCCCUCCGUAAUGUUCUUUUUAUUAUAUAGACAAAAAGACACAGACUAUAUAAAGGACAAAAUAUCAGCAAAGCUUUGAAAAAUCUACUAGACGUUGAUUGAACCUUCAAAAAUAAUCGGCAUUAUAACCAGUUCACCCCAUUCAAGCCCAAAUGAAAGACUUAAUUCCCGGGGAGGAGGAGGAGGGUCCAUCUGGGGUAUGAAAGAGGUUAGUGUAGUUCGGUUAAGAAAUGGAAGGGGCAUUUAGGGUAAGAAUUAGGCGGAAUUCAUCUGGGGUAAAAAUAUGAAAAAAUAAUCAUAACAUUAUUUAUGUGUUUCUUUUCAGCGAUGUAACAGGUGCUACUUUGCUGGAUCCUGUGGCGAUUUCCCAUGUCCCUGUAAUGUCAAGUAUGGGAGAAACACACUGAAGUUUCUCUAGUUAAUUUAAUUAACUUGUUUACCAUUGUAUAAUGUAGACAAUGAAGGGGAAUGACUGUUGAGUUAAUGAGCUGUUCAUGUUCAGACAGUCAUGUGACUGUGUAACUGGUUCUCAGUGGGAGGAUAUAUUAUGGAGCUGUUGUUGUUAAGGAAUGUACUGUUGUUUAAAUGUUCUGUUCAAGAGCGUUUUGUCCCUAAGUUGUUACAAAUGUGGAUAACACUUUCCACUGGAUAAAUCUCUCUCCAGUGGCUAAUGUACAAAAAUGUAAUUGGUUUUCCCGAUACUUGUCAGUUGGAUUGUGAUUUAUCCUUUGGAUAGUGCCAUCCAUCGUUGGAACAUCCAGGGCCUGAUAUGUAAAAAUUCAGUCUACAAACCUACCUUUAGGCAACGUCAGUGAAUGAUUCAUAUAUGAAGUAGUAUACAUGUAGCCACACCCUCCCCCUCUCUGUUUUUCCUUUGUCAGGGGGAGGGUGCAGCCACACGUAGGCUAAAUAUGAAGGGUUUCAAGCCUAGUUGAUAUGUUUCCAAUUUUUAUCAUUUGAGGGAUGACGCAGAAGCCAAGUUAAGGCUUGCAGAUACAAGAAACUUAACAUGAUUUAUUA
This is a messenger RNA of Porites lobata, 10976 nucleotides long. The record is from the annotation of a GenBank genome assembly. Lineage: Eukaryota; Metazoa; Cnidaria; Anthozoa; Scleractinia; Poritidae.